Messenger RNA from Solanum dulcamara, 1172 nucleotides. Its product is annotated as (+)-borneol dehydrogenase 2-like. The record is from RefSeq and is a predicted model, not a curated record. Gene Ontology annotation, cellular component: cytosol. Bases 62 to 889 code for a protein of 275 amino acids. Gene Ontology annotation, molecular function: xanthoxin dehydrogenase (NAD+) activity. Gene Ontology annotation, biological process: abscisic acid biosynthetic process. The transcript is spliced from 2 exons. Lineage: Eukaryota; Viridiplantae; Streptophyta; Magnoliopsida; Solanales; Solanaceae.
AGUAUUUAUUUGCUUUUCUGGGUUAUCUUUUUUCUGUUAGAAAAGAAACAACUUUGUUGCCAUGGCUGAUACUUCUCUUCCUAACCAAAGGUUAUCGGGAAAAGUCGCUUUAGUCACUGGAGGGGCAAGUGGCAUAGGAGAGAGCAUAGUACGUCUAUUUCAUAAACAUGGUGCAAAAGUAUGCAUUGCUGAUAUUCAAGAUGAAGUUGGACAGCAUGUUUGUGGAACCCUUGGUAAUGACCAGAAUGCGUGUUUUAUCCACUGUGAUGUUACUUCAGAAGCUGAUAUUAGUAAUGCAGUUGAUUUUACCGUUCAAAAGUUUGGUACACUUGACGUAAUGGUUAAUAAUGCCGGGUUGUCUGGGCCCCCUAUUCCAGAUAUCCGUGACUAUGAACUUUCUGUGUUUGAAAAUGUGCUUGAUGUGAACUUGAAAGGUGUUUUCCUUGGAAUGAAGCAUGCUGCUCGCAUAAUGAUACCACUAAAGAAGGGAGCAAUGGUAUCUCUGUGCAGUGUCGCAAGUGCCAUUGGUGGAGUCGGACCUCAUGGUUAUACAGCUUCUAAGUAUGCUGUUCUGGGACUUACGCAGAACGUUGCAGCUGAGAUGGGAAAGCAUGGUAUACGCGUGAAUUGUGUUUCUCCUUACGCUGUUGCAACUGGAUUAGCUCUGGCUCACUUACCUGAGGAUGAAAAGACCGAUGAUGCAAUGGAAGGUUUUCGUGCUUUUGCUGGCAGGAAUGCUAACUUGCAGGGUGUGGAAUUGAUGACUGAUGAUGUUGCUAAUGCUGUGCUUUUCUUAGCCAGUGAUGAAUCAAGGUAUAUUAGUGGGCAUAAUCUGAUGAUUGAUGGUGGUUUCUCGUGCGUUAAUCACUCCCUUAGGGUCUUCAGAUAGAUACAUGUUGAUCAAUCUUAUAGGAAACUUUCAAGAGAUUGUCAUACUGUUUAUGAUUUUUCCAUUCAAAAAAUGAAAACAACAAGACUGAUUUUCUAUUACAGAUGUUUAAGGUUGAGAUUGACAAGUUCAGAUAGAGUUGCUAUGCAGUUAGGUGUAUAAUCAUGUGUGCUGACAAUACAGUUAUGUAUGUAUAUUUAAGAGUCGUGGUGCUGGUAUUCGUAUGGUGUACAUCAUUAUAAACUUGAGUUGGUAUUUUGGAUUAUUGCUCAUUUACCUGUUA